AUGGGCAUCUUUGGAAAACGUCGUGAGGCGGCGCCCGCAGGCGCUGCUGCCACCGGCCACGCCAACGGUCACCAUAACGGCGUCACCAGCAAGCGCCGCGGCGCUGAGCCUUACUCCAUGUCUACCCGUCCCAGCUUCGGGCAAUGGCUCAAGGGCACCCUCAUCGACAUUAUCACCAUGAUCUGUAUGGGUGCUAUCGGUCUCGGAAUAUACAUGGCACCUCCUGCCCCGAACCGUUCUUUCGCCGUCACCUUCGCCGAUGGUGAAGUUGUCUACCCUCAAUUUGCCUACCCUAUGCGCAACGAAGUCGUUCCCAUUUGGCUUGCUGCCUUCCUCGCUUCCGUCAUCCCCAUCUGCAUCAUCCUCCUCAUGCAGAUCCGCAUCCGCUCCUUCUGGGACGUCAACAACGCUGUCAUCGGCCUUCUCUACUCCCUCAUUUGCGCCGCCGUUUUCCAGGUCUUCAUCAAGUUCCUCAUCGGUGGCCUGCGCCCUCACUUCCUCGAGGCUUGCCAGCCCGAUCUGUCUCGUGUCACUACUAGCCAGGGUGGCAUCGCCCGCACCGGAUACAGCGCCGCUGGAUUCCAGAGCUUGUACGUUACCAAGGAGGUUUGCACCGGCGAUAUGAAGGAGAUCAACGACUCUCUCGAGAGUUUCCCCAGUGGACACACCACCGCUGCCUUCGCCGGCUUCGGCUACCUCUACCUGUACCUCAACGCCAAAUUCAAGGUCUUUUCCGACUACCACCCCGCCAUGUGGAAGUUGAUCAUCACCUACAUCCCCAUCCUUGGUGCCGUCCUCAUCGGUGGCGCGCUCACUAUUGACGAGUUCCACAACUGGUAUGACAUCUUCGCCGGUGCCGCCAUCGGAAUCACCUUUGCCUUCUCCUCUUACCGCAUGACCUACGCUGCCAUCUGGGACUUCCGCUUCAACCACAUUCCCCUGAACCGUGGCCAGGCUCUUAACUACGGUGCCGAGGCUGAGUUGUACGAUGCUGUCUUCACCCGCAAGGCCGGUUGGGGCAAGCGCGGCGGUGGUGGUAUCCUGCACCGUGAGAAGCACCACGGCCAUGGCCAUGGUGCUUCCACUGGCGCCGGUGUGAACGACUACGGCGAGCCCGUUGGAACCCGCAAGCCCGUUGGCUCUGGAUCCCGCCACCCCGAUGCGAUGGUCUAA
Molecule: messenger RNA, 1173 nt
Organism: Colletotrichum fioriniae
Lineage: Eukaryota; Fungi; Ascomycota; Sordariomycetes; Glomerellales; Glomerellaceae
Biological process (GO): phospholipid metabolic process
Molecular function (GO): phosphatidate phosphatase activity
Source: RefSeq, a predicted model, not a curated record